Molecule: messenger RNA, 2260 nt
Organism: Nilaparvata lugens (brown planthopper)
Lineage: Eukaryota; Metazoa; Arthropoda; Insecta; Hemiptera; Delphacidae
Product: esterase E4-like
Exons: 10
Coding region: 97-1785 (562 amino acids)
Source: RefSeq, a predicted model, not a curated record
GAGUUCAUACGUGGUUGAGGUAGAAUAUUUAGGGUUGUAUAUUUUUAUAGUGCUACUCCAUAUUGAACAAUACAUUUUGCACUGUGAUAUAAAUAUAUGGUUUCCCACGAGCUCAAUAUGUGCGUAAUAAUUUAUUUUGUUUUCGGGUUUCUCCUGAAUUUUCCAAACGUAACUAAUUCUGCACAUGUAGCACCUGUAGUAACAACCUACUCUGGUGAUGUGAGAGGAUUCUUUAUGCAAACUGAAAAUAACCGCACAAUAGAGGCUUACUGCGGUAUUCCAUAUGCUAAACCACCCAUUGGUUCCCGCAGAUUCGAGGAUCCAGAGCCGUUUGGGAAAUGGCACGGAGUUCUGGAUGGAUCCAGAGAGCCAAACAGAUGCAUGCAAAACAGUAUUUCUAACCCUGGAACACUUGAUGGCUGUGAAGACUGUUUAUACUUGUCUGUUUAUACACCUUCAUCAAAAGGGAAUUAUUCUGUGAUCAUUUUCUUUUACGGAGGAAGCUUUACGAAUGGGUACGCCAGUACGGAUUCUUAUGGAUCAUCCAAAAUACUCACACAAGAUGUUGUUCUGGUUAUUCUAAAUUACAGACUUGGGUUUUUAGGAUUUGCAAGUUUCAAUCACAAAAAUUUCUCUGGAAACUAUGGACUGAAGGAUCAAUCAUUAGCAAUAAAAUGGGUGAAAGAGAACAGUAGGAAUUUUGGAGGAGAUGAUUGCAGAAUCACUGUGAUGGGUCAAAGUUCUGGGGCUGCAAGCGCCCAUUAUCAAAUCAUAGCACCACGGAAUUUCGGCAUCAUAAAGCGAGCCAUUCUGUUGAGUGGCACAGUAGACUGCCCGUGGGCGUUUACAUCAAGAUUUGAGAGUGCAAGGCUGACAGCUGAAAUGGGCAGAUUGGUGAAUUGUACUCCGAGCUCAGCCAGUGAACUAAAGAGUUGCUUGUGUGGUGUUAAUGGCUCCGAGUUCGUAUUCAAAUUGGCUAAAUUCCAGCAGGUAUGGCCCGGAGUACCUGCGGUACCUUUUCCUCCUUGUUUGGAGUCGAAUGAUAACGAGAACGCGUUUAUCACUGAGGAGUCUUACUACAGAAGAACCUCUCGUAUGGACAUAAUGUUGGGCUCCACAAGUUCGGAGGGCACUAUUAAUAUAGCAAUGUUGAUGCAAGCAACGAAAAUGCACUUUGAUACUGCUUUGGGGAAAUUGGAUAGGAAUUUUACAAUAGUAAUGCCAGUUGAAGGUAAUUUUCAAAAUGAUCCAAAAGCAAAGGAAAGAGCUUUACAAUUGAAGAAACAAUAUUUUGGCAACAAGUCAAUAAGCAAUGAAACACUACAACAAUUAACUGAUCUUUACAGUGAUAUGUAUUUUCUGAAUGGCACAAAAACUACAAUAGAAAAACACAAUGGAAAAAUACAUAUUUAUGACUUUGGAUAUGAGUCACUAUUUUCUGUUUCGCAAGUAUUUUCAGAGGAUCCGAACUACAAGAAUGGCGCUUGUCAUGGUGAUGAUCUUCUAUAUAUGUUUCCAUUAAAAUUCAUUUCUCAAUUCCGUGGAAAAGAGUCAGACAAGGAUAAGGAAAUCAGCCGAAAAAUCGUUCAAUUCAUUGUAAACUUUGCAACUCAUGGUGAUCCAAACCCAGUCGCAGAAACAACAAACUGGAGUCCAAACACUGGGCACCUCGAAUAUCUAUCGAUAACCCGAGAAGGAAAUUUCGAAAUGAAAGCAAACUUCCCACACAACGGUGCAACUCCAGUUGAGCCCUGCUGUUCAAAUAGAUAUUGUUGCCCAAACUGAUGCUCCUCCCCCCUAUACAUGUAGAUAAGGACAGGUUUCCUUGGAUAGAGCUCCCUUCAUAAUAACAUGCCAAUGGGGCACCAAUUGAGUAUAAAAUCAUUUUGUAAAUUUAUAUUUCAAAUGAGAAAAUAUUGAUAAACAAUUAAAAAUAAUAUGCCAAUUGAAAAAGGGGAUGCCACUCAAGUAUGGAAGUAUGUUGUAAAUUUAUAUUUCAAAUAAGAAAAUAUUGACAAAAACUAUCUAAUAAUAUUUAUAAUAAUGUUCUACGUAUUUAUAUACUGUAUUAGUAUAUACUUUUGCUGAUGAAGCUUCAUAAAACAUCUAAAUUCGAAAAUAUGGUUUGUAUAAGUAUUAUUGGACUGCAAAUAUUGGCCUAUUUGGCUUAUAUUUAAUUUUAGGUGAAAAUGUUACUGAACAUCAAUUGUAGAGAUGUUUAUGCUCAAUCCUUUCCACUUGAAAGCUUUUGUUUGAUUUG